AUGACUUCAGGAACCUGUCUUUGCGGAAACGUUUCCAUCUCCUACAGUGGAGACCCUGCCAUGAAGGCACUCUGCCACUGCACCGAUUGCCAAAAGAUCAGUGGUAGCGCCUACAGCGUCAACAACGUCGUCUCGGGCGAAGGCUUCAAAGUCACCGGAAACCCCAAAGCGUACACCAAGACGGCCGACAGCGGCAAGAAAAUCACCAGUUACUUCUGCGGUGACUGUGGAUCUACUCUGUACCGUGACGGAGAGAACUUCCCGGGUAUGAAGAUUGUCAAGGCUGGUGUUCUGGAUGGCAAGGAUGUGCUCAAUGAGAGUAAGCCUAAUGUCGAGCUUUUCGCUCCUACGAGACCGAAGUGGGUCGCUGCGCUUGAUGGUGCUGAGCAGAAGAAUACCAUGUAG
Aureobasidium subglaciale EXF-2481 is the source of this 405-nucleotide messenger RNA. RefSeq lists its product as uncharacterized. Lineage: Eukaryota; Fungi; Ascomycota; Dothideomycetes; Dothideales; Saccotheciaceae. Gene Ontology annotation, molecular function: carbon-sulfur lyase activity. The transcript is spliced from 2 exons. The record is from RefSeq and is a predicted model, not a curated record. Bases 1 to 405 code for a protein of 134 amino acids.